Molecule: messenger RNA, 375 nt
Organism: Oppiella nova
Lineage: Eukaryota; Metazoa; Arthropoda; Arachnida; Sarcoptiformes; Oppiidae
Source: the annotation of a GenBank genome assembly
AUGCGCCCACCAUUAGGACCGACCCAUAAGCCAAACAUCGCGGCGUCGCCUAAAUCUGCCAUAAAGUCGUCCAAAAAAGUGCAUUUCCCUCGCAAUUCAAAUUGGAUGAAAGAGAUCCGGCGCUACCAGACGUCCGUCGACUGUCUCAUACCUCGGCUACCGUUCCAACGGCUGGUGCGCGAGGUGUGCGCCGACAUAUUGGUCGACACCGAUCUCCGGUGGCAGGGGUUGGCCAUCAGUGCCCUCCAAGAGGCGGCUGAGACCUGUUUGGUGACACUCUUCGAGGACGCGAACCUCUGUGCCAUUCACGCCAAUCGUGUGACUAUUAUGCCCCGGGAUCUACAGCUGGCCCGUAGGGUCUCUCGCAAUGUCUGA